GGAUUUUUAAAUAUUGCCAAUCUUCUAAUCCAACUUGUGGCAGAAGAAUGGGAAGCAAGUUACAUUUGCAAUGAGUUUCUCCAGGUUUCUAGUUUUCCUUUCCCUCAUGCAAUGUUCACUACAGUCAUCAGUUACUUUUACAUUGCGAGGAAAUGCCAAUGGACAGCCUUGUGUAUUCCCUUUCAAAUACAAAGACAAGCAGUACAAUGAGUGCACAGAUGCUGGCAGGUCAGAUGGGCUGCUCUGGUGUGCAACAACUUCAGAUUUUGAUGCCGAUAAACUCUAUGGAUUUUGCCCACUGAUAAACAACACUGAAAGAUUUUGGACAGAAGACGUUUCAACCGGCAUUCACUACCAGAUAAACUCAGAAUCAGCCCUAACAUGGCACCAAGCAAGGAAAAGCUGUCAGCAGCAAAAUGCAGAACUACUGAGCAUUACAGAGAUUCAGGAGCAAGCAUAUGUAGGAGAGCUAACUAAAGAAUUUGGUUUUGCCUUCUGGAUUGGAUUGAAUGCUUUGGACUUCAACAGUGGAUGGCAAUGGGCUGGGGGCAGCCCUUUCAGAUAUUUAAACUGGGCUCCAGGAAGUCCCUUCCUGCUCCCUGGGAAAAUCUGUGGACUGUUGAAUCCCAGAAAGAAUGGUAAAUGGGAAAACCAGGCAUGCAACCAGAGACUAGGCUACAUUUGUAAAAAAGGAUCCUUCAGUUCAAAGCCUGAUAUUAUGCCCAAAGGGGAAUUGAGGCCUGUUCAGUGCAUGGAUGGCUGGUGGCCAUAUGCAGGUCACUGCUACAGCAUUCACCGGGACCCCAAAACAUGGGAAGAUGCUCUGUCUUCAUGUAAAAAGCAAGAUGGAGAUUUGGCAAGCAUCCACAACAUUGCUGAAUACAGCUUUCUAGUGUCACAGCUUGGUUACAAACCAACAGAAGAGCUGUGGCUGGGUCUGAAUGACCUGAAGACUCACUUCUACUUCGAGUGGAGCGACGGGACGCCUGUGACGUUCACCAAAUGGCAGCGCCGGCAUCCCACCUACACCAGCGGUGCGGAGCACUGCGCCGCUAUGAAGGGGCAGGAUGGAUACUGGGCAACUGAUGCUUGUAAUAAGCAACUUGGUUACAUCUGUAAAAAGAAGCCUUCAUCACAAUCCUCUGAAAAAGAGACAAUCGAGGACCUAGGCUGCCAGAAAGGCUGGAAAAGAUAUGAUUUUCACUGUUACUUGGUGGGUUCUGCACUUUUGACAUUCUCAGAAGCAAAUAAGACAUGUGAACAGAGCAAAGCUUAUCUAGCUACGGUGGAAAGCAGAAACGAGCAAACCUUUCUGAUUAGUCUGACGGGGCUGAGGUCUGAAGAAUAUUUCUGGAUUGGUCUCUCUGACACAGAAGAGCAAGGGAGUUUCAGGUGGACCAAUGGAGAAACUGCUCAUUUCACACACUGGAACACAGCCAUGCCAGGGAAAGAGCAAGGCUGUGUUGUCAUGGGGACUGGAAUUGCAGCUGGAUUAUGGGAUGUCGUUAGCUGUGAGAAGACAUCAAAUUAUCUUUGCAAACAGCGGGCAGCAGGAGUGCCACCUCCUGCUCCUCCAGGCCAGGUCCCUGCAGCUGCGUGUGCCGAAGGCUGGGACAGAGCCUCGCGGGCAGACUCAUGCCUCAAAUUUUUUGUGAGAGAGGGAAACCAAAAGAAGUCUUGGUUUGAAGCAGAAGAAUUCUGUAGAGAAAUUGGUGGAAAUCUGGUCACAAUCAAUACAAGAGAAGAUCAAAUUUUAUUAUGGCAAUUAGCUUCGGACAAAGGACUGAACACUCAGGCUUUCUGGAUCGGUUUGUUUCUCUUAAAUCCUGAUGAAGGAUUUUCCUGGAUUGAUGGCUCCCCUGUAAUUUAUGAGAACUGGGAGGAAGAUGAACCCAACAACUACAAAGAACUUGAACAUUGCGUUAUGUUUAAUAGAUCACCCCAAAUGCGCUGGAAUGACUUGCACUGUGAACAUUUACUUAAUUGGAUUUGUGAAACAAAAAAAGGUACAUUGAUAAAGCCUGAAGCAAACUACAAGCUUGACUAUCAGCUCACCAGUGAUGGAUGGAUUAUAUAUGAAAAUAAGCAGUACUAUUUCAGCAAAGAACAUGUCCAUAUGGAAGAAGCACGGAGAAUUUGUCAGAAGAACUUUGCUGAUCUUGUUGUCAUUGAGAGAGAAAGCAAAAGACGAUUUCUGUGGCACUAUAUUUACACAAAACACAGAGGAAAAUCAUUUUUCAUUGGCUUAGUUGUCAGCUUUGAUCAGAGAUUCAGAUGGCUGGAUGACAGCCCAGUGAAUUUUGUUGCCUGGGCUCCAAAUGAACCCAAUUUUGCAAACAAUGAUGAAAACUGUGUGAUAAUGUCAGAAGAUUUUGGCUUAUGGAAAGACAUAAGUUGUGCUGUGCAAAAGGCCUUUAUCUGUGAAAGGCAAAAUUCAACUUACUCAGGAUUUGCUCCUCCUGUACUUCCACCUCUGGGAGGAUGUCCUGAAACUUGGCUUUUGUUUAAAAAUAAGUGUUAUAAAAUAUUUGGACCCAGAGAAGAAGAGAAACUAACUUGGCACUCAGCAAGAAGUGUUUGUAGAGAAUUAGGGGGAAAUUUGGCCUCUAUACACAAUAACCAAGUGCAAGCUUUCCUCACUUUCCAUCUAAAGGAUGUUGCCAGUGAAACAUGGAUUGGGCUGAAUGACAUUAACAGUGAGAAUACAUACCUCUGGACAGAUGGAAGCAUUUUUGACUAUUCAAAUUGGGCCCCAGGAUUCCCAUUCAGAGAUAAUUUCAUGGUGGUUGACUGGAAGUAUAUUACAAUAGAGACUGAUUGUAUUGCAAUGACAAGAAGGUCUGUAGAUGAUGCAGGAUUAUGGGAAAAUACUGACUGCCAGCAUAAUAAAAGUUAUAUUUGCCAGAUGGACAGCGAGCCUGAACUGUUUCACCCCACAAGUGCUCCAGAUUUCGAUUUUGUCCAUUAUGGCAAUAGCAGCUAUUUAAUCAUUCCUUCUAAAAUGAAUUGGGAAGAAGCAAGAAAAGCAUGCAAGGAGAAAUCUUCAGAGCUUGCCAGCAUUUUUGAUUAUUACAGUAAUAUAUUCUUACUGCUGCAGGCAGUACAGUAUGGAGAGCCCUUAUGGAUUGGGCUCAACAGCAAUGUGAAUUAUGGAUAUUAUAGGUGGACCAAUAAAAGGAAAGUAAGUUUUUCUAAGUGGGACUAUGGAGAACCAAAACAGAGAACAGCCUGUGUCUAUCUAGCACUCUCUGGGAGAUGGAAAACAGCACAUUGUAAUGAGAAACAUCUUUCUAUCUGCAAAAAAUCUGAGGAUGUAGUUCCUUCUGAUCCCCCCCAGGAUAUUGGACAAUGUCCUGAAUCUGAUCACAUAUCUUGGAUUCCUUUCCGAAGCCACUGCUAUAACUUCAAUGCCAAUGAAAUGAGCUGGGCUCAGUCUGUGACUCAGUGCAUUCAAUCAGGUGGUAUGUUGGCUUCUGUAGAAGAUCUGUAUGAAUCAAACUUUUUAAUAGAACAUGCAGAUUUAUAUGCAAGUAAGACAAGUGGCUUCUGGAUAGGAAUAUACAGAAAUGUAAAUGGGCAGCUGCUUUGGCAAGAUAACAGUGCCUUAGACUUUGUCAACUGGGCAGAGGGGCAGCCCUCGGGGGACGAGCUGGCUUUCUGCGUGGAGCUGUCUGCAGCCACAGGCUACUGGAGUAUCCUGCCCUGCUCUUCCCAAAAGGGCUUUAUUUGUAAGAAACCAAAGACUCUUCCUAAAGUGGCUGGCAACGUAGAAGAUGCCAAAAAGAACAAAGCCAGUGGUCACCUGAAUAUGUGGUUACUACUUACUCUGGUCCUCAUAAUUUUAUUGGGGGUGGGCUUCAUGAUUUAUUUCUUGUUCAAGAUCAAAACUGGAAGUGGAACUGGAAGAGAGGUGAGGCGGAGCAGCAGGCAGCUGGAAUACAUCCAUGCCCUAAGUGCAGGGGACAAUGGAAGUGAUGCUACCAGCAACAAAGAAAAAAAUGAACACAGUGUUGUCUGAUGGGAUAAAACAGCCAAACUAAAUGGUUAAGCUGAAAAAAAUAUAGCUGAACUAAA
Messenger RNA from Camarhynchus parvulus, 4074 nucleotides. Its product is annotated as macrophage mannose receptor 1-like. Gene Ontology annotation, molecular function: signaling receptor activity. The record is from RefSeq and is a predicted model, not a curated record. Lineage: Eukaryota; Metazoa; Chordata; Aves; Passeriformes; Thraupidae.